CCGAAAUGUCAGCACCGAACUGUGUCAGACCCAAAGUGCAAUAAAAUAAUUAUUUCUAUUUAUUAGCAAAUACAGUGGUAAAUUAUUAUUAAAAUGGUGUCGCGAAGUCUCACCGAAGUUUUCGUGCUAAUGCGUAACAAUGCUAUCCACAGUCGACAGUUGUUUUCAGAACAGAAUGAGUCGGAACGGGUCAGGCUCAUGCGGAGCAGCUCCAACGACAUGGAGGCGGGGUUGGAGAUACGGUCAGAGACCGCGCCGCCGCCCUGGACAGACGCCUUGGAGGAGGCCCAUUAUAUUAUCACUAGGCUAAGAACAAAACUAUCAGAACUCCAAUCCUGUCACUCGCGCCAGAUCCGACGACCGGCGUUAGACGAUACGGGGGAACAGGAACACAUUGGCAGACUCACCACGGAGAUAGGCCGGCACUUCACACAUGCCUACACACAUCUUACGGCUAUCAAGGCUCAAGUCAGACAUGGUAACAAAACGGAGCAAAAACUAGCAACCAACGUAGUAUUAGCACUAGUAACCACACUCCAAGAGCUAAGCGUGACCUUCCGAACCGCCCAGUCCAACUACUUAAAAUCCCUAACAUCCAGAGAAGAACGGUCAAACGCCUACUUCGACUUACCCAACUUUGAGGAACUAAGUCUUGAAGACGACAACUUGCUACCAGAUCUGACGAAUAAUCAGACCGACUUACUUUUUUCUUUACCCAGUACAUCAGGUACGCAGAAAAAUAAUUUCAUGGAUGAUUACGAAGAGCAAGAUUUUGAAAAACCUUCGCUUAAUCAAAAACAGUUAUUGUUAAUGCAGGAAGAAAAUACUAAAAUGGUAGCGGAGAGAGAACAGGAGGUUAAUAAGAUAGUUCGUUCUAUAGUAGAUUUAAAUGAAAUAUUCAAAGAUUUAGGUCAUAUGGUGCAUGAACAGGGAACUAUAUUAGAUAGGAUUGAUUAUAAUAUUGAAGUAACUCAAGUGCAAGUGCAGGAAGGUUACAAACAAUUGCAGAAAGCGGAGAGGUAUCAGAGGAAGAAUAGAAAAAUGCAUUGUAUAUUAGUUCUAGCGGUGAUGAUUAUCAUUUUGGUGGUGUUAUUGAUUAUUGUUAAGAGUUAGUUGUUGUUUUAAUUUUGUUGGGAAAUUUAUGGGAGUGCUUUUUACAUUAUUUAUGGGGCAUAUAAUAAUUGAUCGUCCUAAUUGUAAUGUUACGCAUAAAACUCAUUUCGCAUAUUGAAUAUUUUUACGGUUUAGACUAACUUGUUUUUAGUCACUCGCGCGACAUGUUUCGGAGAGCCUAGGUCUCCUUUCUCAAGCACUAACAAAAAAAAACAUCAAAUAAAAACAUGAAAAAAAUUCGAUCAUUUCGCAUACUUGUUGUUGUGCUCAGGGCCUUCUUAAACUAUGCUAGGGUUCCUGGGCACAUAAUAAUAUGGGGCCCUUUUGGAAAGUAAAGAAAGCAAAUUGAACUAACAUUUUUCUACUGUCCGUCCUUCGGGGCCCCUGAGGGUGGGGGCCCUGGGCACGGGCCCCGUGUGCCCUUAUGGUAAAGACGGUACUGAGUAGUUGACUAAAAUGAAAUCUUUGACAAAAAAUAGUACAUUACUACAGAGGCCGGGACGAAAGGGGUUGCCGGCCGAAGACAUAUAGACGGCCGAGCGAAGCGAGGCCGGAUAGGUCUGAGCGCGGGCAACCCCAUUUCCCGCCGAGGUAUGUAUAGUGCUUUUCUCAAACAUGCAAUGAAAUGAAUAAAAUAAAAAAUCCACGAAACCCAAGUUUUAUUUAUAGAAAAAACUAAAAGUAAACUAUUUACACCCAAAAUAUAACCAACACGUACCUAUAUCAUUAUCACGCGUAUGUUUUACACGAGUCGUGUAUUUUUACUACCCGUAUAUUUUCAUGUAUCUUUGAUUUUUUCGCCUUGUAUCCGUCUGACUGUCGUUUUCGUCACAUAAGUUUACAUAGUCUUUCAUGUUGAUAUCAUGUUUCACAUACAUCGUUGCUUUAUGCAUGGAGUAAAUAAGUAUAAUUUCCACAGUGUUGACGAAUUUGUAGUUACAUUCAUUUAAAAUAUGCCACAAAACUGUUUCUAAUAAACUGUAAGCCAUUUUUCUUAGUUUCUCAAAUAAUAAAAUUGCCAUAAGCUACCAUAUACAUACUUCGUCUUUGACUUGGCGGCAGAGGCAGCAAGUUAUUUAAAAUCAAUUCUGCUUCCGCUGCCAAUUCCAACACCUACGAUUACAAUUAAUAUUAAUUUCAUUAUUUCGUCGGAACUCAUAUUAAAGUCAAAAAAUCAACAACGCACCAUAAAUCCAAUAAAACAGAAUGAAUAAAUAAAAGCAAAUAAAUAAAUACAAUACAAUACAAUACAAUAUUUUUCAACUUUACCUCCAUAACAAUUAAAAAAAUAUAACUACGCGUGUUUGAGUAGACCUUUUUACCGCUAACGUUUAAAUGAAAUAUUUUAAAUGUUUUUAUUUGUGUAGUUAAAUUUAUAAUUUAAAAUUAUAGAAUGUAUUUUUUAUUUAGUUCAUGUUGAUUUUAUACAAAUAAAACCGCAAAUUAUAGCAAACAUUGUUUUUAGUUUUUUUUAUAGGCGUAGUGGCAGAGUGUCAUUACGAACCAUAAAGCAAAUACUGCCUCUAGUUUUUUUUAAUGGAUGAAUGCCACGAUGCUUUGUCACAAAUAUCUGUGAAAUGAAAAUUAAAAAAGAGGACUUUGCCGGCCUAGGCCUGCAAGAUGUGUAUGAAAUUCCAUUAACGACCUUUUGUCCUAGCCGCACCUGAAACGUCAUACUUCGCAGCUUAUUAUAAGGAACAUAACAUCAAUAUUUCAUUGCAUGUUUGAGAAAAACUUAUUAUCGCUUGUCUUAUUGUUACAUAUUGACUUUUAUCUUCUUUUUUAGACUUUUUUGUGCAAAAUAUUCAAGUUUGACAUAAUUAGUGUAAAAAGUACUCGCAUAGAUUUGUUUUAAAAGUUUAUAGGCACUGAAAAAUCUAAGGUUCAACACUGCCUUAUAUUACGUAGUUAUAUUCGAAAUAAAUAACCAACCAAUAGUUUUUUUGUAUGUAAAUAUUUCAUUAAUUUCUCGUCCCUUAUUUUUGAACUUACAAUAGACUACACAUAUUUAAAAUAAUUCGCAAUUAAUAAUAUAUUUUAAUGUAUAUGUUCUAUUUUAAUUCUAUUAAUUCACGAAUGAAUUAUUGUCAGUACCCAGACCUUGUUGAUCGGACUAAUUUAUGUAAAUAGCUUUAGCACAUUAGCAAUCAAAAUCAUUCCUAUUUAGGUAUCAAUUUAAAUUAUAAUUUUUUUUUUAUUUUUGACCCUGUGGGUAUUUUAUUAAGGUUUCAUUCCGACUUGACUGCAAUUGAUACUUGUUUUAAUUGGGUUGGAAAGAUACCUUUAUUUUUUUAACUUUUGAUGUCAACUAUUUUAAAUUUUUAAUCAAAAACUUAUUUCUGCAAAAUUAUUGUGUAUAAAUUCUCGCACGUGAUUCUAGUCUUAACAUUAGGUAUCAUGUAUUUUAUUGAUAUACAUAAUAACUAAUAAAAUGUGUUUGCCGCCAAAAAAUACCAUAAUGAAUUUAAGUUAAAAUACAUAUAUGUACUUAUGUGUUUCGUGAUUUGAGACCAAGCUAACACUGCAGAUACAUUCGUAAUGACAAAGUGUGGGAAUGUCGUAUAAACGUCAAUUUCUAUGCAAAUAUAACGUUUAUAUUGACUUUCACACUCGGCACUCUCGCUUAUAACAGUCGGUGCAGAGUUAGCUUGGACGGACACUAAAAAGCACGAAGGAUGUCGUACAUUGACCCUAUGUCAACCUAAUUAUGUUGCUGUCUCGCCCAUGGUGCCGCCGGUCAAUGCUACAUGCUACUGUAUGAGCGGGGGUCAUUGUACGAACUUUUUUGUGCUUGGCAGCCGUACUUUAGUUAGUUACGGUAAUUUUCGGCGGCAACACCCAAAAAUGCAUUUAAGUUUUGUAUUAUUAAACUAUUUUUAUAGAUAUCGCCUAAAUAUUUGUAUAGUUUUAAGUGGUACGUGCAAUUCAUUCUACUUUUCGUCAAUGUUAUUUAAAAAAUAUCAAAAUUCUGUUCGAAUACGAGUAUGGCAUGGUGAAAUUAAUAAAUUUAUUUAUUUUGCCAUUUUUUAACCAGUGAUAUGAAAAGAUAGAUAGGUACUUAAUUAUUAAAAUAACUGGUUAAAGAUGCGCUAUGCGACGUAAGCGCCAGACGCCAUAAGGUACCUUUUGCCGUGGAACGUCACAUAUUCUUUUGUAGAAAAAAAUAUUCUGGGAUGUGGUGAUUGUAUAAGUGUGCCAAUGAGUGUGAAUAUACUCGUAUUGUAAUAUGUUUAAUUUGUCUUUAUUUAUUGUCACAAAAUAAUUACUAUCAGGUCAGUGUGGCUAAUUCCGUCAUAGGGACUAUUCCGUCCACGAGCAGGGGGCCGAUUUUUGAAAUUCGAUCGUUCGAUUUCGUCAUUCGGAAAUCGGUGGAAAACGGCGAAAUGCUAAUUUUUGAAAUACUAGCGAUAGAAAUUGGGAAUCGAAUGGUAUUGACCACUCGUUUUCAAUUCUAUUAGUAGAAUUUAAAUGCCUAGUAGUGGAGAUAUUAUUGAACGAAAUACACGAAAUCGAGUAGUCGAAUUUCAAAAAUCGGCCCCCAGGCGUGUCUCACUCCGCGAUUUCGUCGCUUUGCUACAGGUAGCUAAAAGUACAUCCAUUCGACCCCAAUUUUGGGGUUUGCCAUAAGCCGCGCGUGGCGCUAUCGCCACCUAGCGGCCAUAUCUGUCCUGAUCGUAACAGACGCGUUUUGUUAGAGAGUGAGUCUUCUGUACCUAGUACUAUUAUUUAUUCUGUGCCACGAGCUUAUAUUUCUUUGAUUUUUAAUCGUAGGGAGAAAACAUUUGCUUUUGUUUGCUGAAACUAAAAGCAAUCCCUGCUUUGUCGAUGUAAUUAUCAAUGUUAGUUGUUCGAGAAAAACGCUAGUGGACAGAAUAGGCUCUAUGACGGAAUUAGCCACAUUGAUCUUAGAUAGGUAUAUGAUAGUUAGGAUUCUUAGAGUUAGACCAAGAUAAAUCUGCAACGAUCUUGAUAUCACACGCAGUGCAGUGUUAUACAUGUAUACGUCAUAAUUUCAUAGAAGUUAGACGUUUAAAAUAACACUUGCACUGUUUAAUUUUGAUAAAUCGUUGCGGACUUACCUUGGUCUAACUCUAGGUACAGUCAGCAGCAGAAGUUGUCGAGCGGGCGAGGUGUUCAAAAUUACCUUGACACGCUCUUAAUUUCUGCUGCUGACUGUAUCUAUUAAUAAUAAUAAUAGGCCUUAUCAUCUGUGUCAGAUGUUUUAAGUAGAGAUGCAACGGAUAGUUGUUUGGCCGUAUACCGGAUAUUCGGCCUGACCAUUGGCCGAAUAUCUGGUAUCCGGCCGCCGAAUAUUCGGCCAGCGGAACUAUACCUACAUUUCGGUUUUACAGGUGCGCAUUCUGUAGGUUUGACCUGUUUCCUAGUAAACGUACGCGCGGUCACAUUUCUAGGUUCGAAAUGAGUGAGCCUGCAAGUCAGUGGAAUGUUUAAAUUGUUUUAAAAUAAUGAUUAAGUGCGAUUAUGAUCAAGACUGUUUCUUAAAUCCAUUAGUUUACUCCGAAAUCUAGCAAUGUUACUAUCCGGUAUCCGGCUGGAUAUUAAAAUCAUGGCCGGUUAGGCCGGAUACCGGAUAGUAACCGAAUAUCCGGUGCAUCUCUAGUUUUAAGCAGUAUCCAGGUGACGACACUAGCGUUCGUGGCUGUAUACUCUGUAUAGUCCUAUGCGAGAGAGGAUCCCGCGUCCACACACCACACACGGCAGAUGUAUGCUGCCCCAGAUGGGCGGGGGUUGGAGGUUUCUAUACUCUGCAUCUUUAGGUAUUUCAAUAAAAUUAAACAAACAAUUUGUAGUUACGGGUAGUUAUAACAUAUAUUGGUUAACUAACCAAAUACUUAACCGCCUGGAUCAGUCACUGAACGACCUGAUACGUAAACUACAUUAUUUGAUCAUGUAAUGUUUUCAUCUACCCUCAACUGGCUUAAGGAGCAUUUGAGGGUACCUAAAGAUACAGAGUAUAGGUACUUACCACACAUUUUACCGAGCUGUAAAGCGCCAUCUAAUUUAGCUGUCUUUGUUAAACUACUAAAACGAAACUUCCUGUAAUUCAGUGUCGAGUUCGAAUAUGGAACAUCCUAUACCUGUAAUGUUGUUUGUAUAUAGCUGUAUUUGUUGCUAUUUGUUCAUUUAUUUAUAUUAAGUGAUAUAAAAAUGAAAAUAUAUGAAAUUGAUAACUA
Messenger RNA from Cydia fagiglandana, 6308 nucleotides. RefSeq names its product syntaxin-16 (gene Syx16). Gene Ontology annotation, biological process: intracellular protein transport; vesicle fusion; vesicle-mediated transport. The coding region runs from base 94 to 1113 and encodes 339 amino acids. NCBI's taxonomy places the organism in Eukaryota, Metazoa, Arthropoda, Insecta, Lepidoptera, Tortricidae. Gene Ontology annotation, molecular function: SNAP receptor activity; SNARE binding. The record is from RefSeq and is a predicted model, not a curated record. Gene Ontology annotation, cellular component: endomembrane system; membrane; SNARE complex. The transcript has 4 exons.